Messenger RNA from Penaeus vannamei (Pacific white shrimp), 1163 nucleotides. NCBI's taxonomy places the organism in Eukaryota, Metazoa, Arthropoda, Malacostraca, Decapoda, Penaeidae. The record is from RefSeq and is a predicted model, not a curated record.
CAAUUCCAGGACAACUUCUCCAAAUUGCCAACGACUUCUAUCACCUUCCCUUAGAGGUCACAAUCCUAAAGGAAGAACACGAUGAACAGCCUUAUUGCACCACUUUCAGGUUGGACUUCCGCAACGACGGUUUCAUGCAGGACAUGUUGCAGCGACGGGCGGGAUUCAACAGGACUUCCCUUCCUAGCUUCACCCUCGGGAAAUUGUUCCGCCUCUUCCCCUUCGGCAUCGUGCUUGGCCCGGAGCUCAAGAUCAGACUGGCUGGGGAGAGGAUCCUUCAGAUGCUGGGGAAGGAGAUGCUGGAGUCUGACUUCCUCGACCACUUCACCAUCCAGAGGCCCCACGUGAAGCUGACUUGGGAGUCGAUGAUAAUGUUCCAGAGCGUGACCUGGGAAGUGGAGUCCAAGAAACUACCGAAGAUCAACACCACGAACGUCAUGAUGCCCGACGGAAGUUACAAAUCCAACACCCUUUCCUGUGUCAACGAUAUGCCACCCGCCGAGGAUCCAGCCAAGCUCCCUGGACAGGCGAGAGGUCGUCCUUGGAGUCGUCUCGUGGGCUCCUCCUCAAGGGACAGAUGUACAUCCUCAAGGAGUCUAACGUCGCCCUCUUCCUCUGUAUACCGCUUCUGAACAACCUGGUGGAGAUGCGAGAAACAGGUCUUUUUCUCAACGACCUGAGUAUGCACGACCUGAGCAGGGAAAUGGUGCUCUCCGGAUGGCAUCACUGUUCCAGACUCCAGAUCAUGUACAACCCGCGCCGAGAGGACUCCAACAAGCUCGAAGACGCCUACAUGAAGGUCGAGGAAGCCAAGACGAGGGCGGAUGAUCUCCUCUACUCCAUGUUGCCGCCAGGUGGCUGACAUCCUCCGCCAGGGGAAGAAUCCGCUGGAGACUUGUCAGGCCUUCGAGGAAGUGUCCGUUCUCUUCGCCGAAGUGUCUCUGAUGGAGGACCAGGACCUCACCCACACCGUCAACCGAGUCUACCAGACGAUAGAUAAUAUAACUGACCAGUAUUCCGUUUUCAAGGUGGAGACGGUUCUGGGCGUGUACAUGGUGGUGGGCGGGGCACCGGAGUACCAGCCCGACCACUGUGCCCAGCUGGCGUCCUUAGCACUCCACAUGGUCAGGCAGAGCGAAGAGUGCAAGACACAUAACCUGCGG